UUCCCUGCAGACCUGAAUGAGUGCGAGUUCUCAGACUUUCUGUGUCAGCACAAUUGUGCGAACACGCCCGGAUCGUUCUACUGCCUCUGUCCGCCCGGAUACUACGUGUUCGAGGACGGCAGGAGCUGUGAAGAUAUCAAUGAAUGUGACACUGGUAACAACACCUGUACAACAGAACAAGUAUGUUUCAAUUUCCAGGGAGGCUACACAUGCCUGGACCCUCUUCAGUGUCAGCCGCCCUACAUUGAAGUCGGUGACAAUCAGUGCAUGUGUUCUGCGGAGAACCCUGCCUGCAGAGACCAACCCUUCACUAUUCUGUACCGACACAUGGACCUCUCUCCGGGGCGCGCUGUGCCUGCAGAUAUCUUCCAGAUGCAGGCCACCACGCGCUACCCCGGCGCCUUCUACAUCUUCCAGAUCAAGUCGGGCAACGACGGCCGCGAGUUCUACAUGAGGCAAACCAGUAACGUGAGCGCCACGCUGGUUCUGUCCCGGCCCAUCUCGGGUCCUCAGGAGGUGGUUCUGGACCUGGAGAUGGUCACGGUGAACAACGUCAUCAACUUCAGAGGCAGCUCCAUCAUUCGCGUGACGAUAUUUGUCGCGGAGCACAAGUUCUGAGCGUCUCAAAGUGAACUCCCUCUGAGAAUCAGCUGAUGUAAUGGUUUGUUUGAGACAGCAUCACCUUUUUAAAAAAAAAUCAUUAUGUCAUCGUUGUCCGAUAAAGUCUCAGCCAAGAUCAGCUGAUGGGAAAGCCUCUCUGGUUUAAUGGACUCUGAGCUUGUAUUGCUGCCAUAUGGACUUCUGAACAGAGGGAUGUUUAUGGUGUACAAUUUCUGACAUAUUAUAUUUAGAAAAUGACCCAAAAAUGAUGGAAGUUACCCUCACUAGUACUUGCACCCCCCCCCCUCCCCCCCAGUUGUCUGUGAAUGUUCAUCUCUUCAGAUUAGCUGUGAAAUUGCUUUUUUUAUGCUUAAAUUGAAAAGCUGUCGUUGCAUCCUGAGAAUCAUAACAUUGUUUUUUUUAUGAGAUGUUGAUAUCUGAGCUGAAGUGUAAUUGUGCAUUUUGCAGUGGAAAUGUUUGAAAUGAUGUUACAGCCAGGCAUUAAUUGAAUUAUUGAUCACAGUUUUUUUUUAGAACAAUAAAUGUCUUCACCACACAAUUGU
Messenger RNA from Notothenia coriiceps (black rockcod), 1163 nucleotides. Its product is annotated as fibulin-5-like. The record is from RefSeq and is a predicted model, not a curated record. NCBI's taxonomy places the organism in Eukaryota, Metazoa, Chordata, Actinopteri, Perciformes, Nototheniidae. The transcript is spliced from 4 exons. Gene Ontology annotation, molecular function: calcium ion binding. The annotation marks the transcript as partial.